Messenger RNA from Penicillium cinerascens, 2448 nucleotides. RefSeq lists its product as uncharacterized. Gene Ontology annotation, cellular component: plant-type cell wall. The coding region runs from base 1 to 2448 and encodes 815 amino acids. The transcript has a single exon. Gene Ontology annotation, biological process: xylan catabolic process; arabinan catabolic process. The record is from RefSeq and is a predicted model, not a curated record. Gene Ontology annotation, molecular function: xylan 1,4-beta-xylosidase activity; alpha-L-arabinofuranosidase activity. NCBI's taxonomy places the organism in Eukaryota, Fungi, Ascomycota, Eurotiomycetes, Eurotiales, Aspergillaceae.
AUGUCCGCAUUCAUCUCUACCGCCGCGGCCUUUAUGGCGGCGGCCAUGGUGCUGCCCAGUCUGGCGCAGGACAACACGAGUUAUGUCAACUACAAUGUCGAGCCGCAACCCAAUCUGUAUCCGGAGACUCUCGAAACUCCUCGGUUGCGCGGAUUCCCCGACUGCCAGACGGGGCCGUUAGCCCCCACACAGGUGUGCAAUACCUCGGCACUCCCCAGCGAGCGUGCUGCCGCCCUCAUAUCCCUUUUCACCUUGGACGAGCUCCUCAAUCACACUGGAAACACCAUUCCUGGGCUUCCCCGGCUGGGACUGCCUAACUACGAGGUCUGGAGUGAGACUCUGCACGGCCUCGAUCACGCCGACUGGGCCAGCUCCGGUCCCUUCAGCUGGGCCACGUCCUUCCCCCAAGCCAUCCUCACUGUAGCCUCGCUCAACCGCACACUGUUCCAUCACAUUGGCGAUAUCAUCGGAAUACAGGGGCGUGCAUUCAACAACGAUGGCCGGUUCGGUCUAGACGGUUACGACCCCAACAUCAACGGAUUCCGCAGCCCGAUCUGGGGUCGCGGCCAGGAAACUCCGGGCGAGGACACGUUCUGUCUCACCUCCACUUACGCCUACCAGUACAUCACUGGCCUCCAGGGUGGGAUUGAGCCAAAGACCCUCCAGAUUGCAUCCACUGCCAAGCACUUCGCCGGCUACGAUAUCGAGAACUGGCACGGACACUCAAGGCUGGGCAACGACCUUGUCAUCUCUAUGCAGGACCUGUCCGAGUAUUAUACGCCGCAGUUUCGUGUUGCUACCCACGAUGCCAGGGUGUACAGUGUAAUGUGCGCCUACGUCGCCGUAAAUGGCGUGCCAAGCUGCACAAACUCCUACUUCCUUCAGACCCUACUACGUGACACUUUUGACUUUGUUGACGAUGGAUACGUCACCUCUGACUGCGACGCAGUCUAUGUGGCCUGGAACCCGCAUGGGUACGCGGCCAAUUGGUCGACCGCGGCCGCCGAUGGCAUGCAAGCUGGCUGCGACAUUAACUGUGGACAGACGUACCAGCGGCACUUGAUAACGGCCUUGGAAGAUGGUCAGGUCUCUCGGCGUGAGAUCGAGCGCGGCCCCCUCCGUCUCUAUACUACCUUGGUGCGCCUGGGUUACUUUGAUGGCAACGAGAGCGCGUACCGGCACCUGUCCUGGUCUGAUGUGGAGCGGACGGAUGCGUGGAACGUCUCAUAUGAGGCGGCUGUACAAGCCACUGUCCUGUUGAAGAACGAGAACUUCCUUCCGCUCCCGGAAAAGACGCGAAACGUUGCGGUGAUCGGACCCUGGAGCAACGCGACCAACCAGAUGCAGGGCAACUAUUACGGCCCGGCUCCCUACUUUAUCACUCCGCUGCACGCGUUCCGCUCGGCGGGAUUCAACGUCAACUACGCUUAUGGCACCGGCAUUUCCUCGAACAGCACGGCCGGAUUCCCCGCGGCGCUUGAGGCGGCGAAGAAGUCCGAUGUGAUCUUCUAUGUCGGCGGCAUCGACAGUACUGUCGAGGCGGAAGGUCUCGACCGUGAGAAUGUGACCUGGACCGGCAACCAGCUGGAGCUGAUUCAUCGCCUAACUGAGCUGGGCAAGCCAGUGGUCGUUGCCUCGUAUGGCGGCGGCCAACUGGAUGACUCGACUCUCAAGCACAACCCGAACGUGAAGGCCCUCCUGUGGGGCGGUUACCCAGGCCAGUCGGGCGGUGCGGCCUUGGUCGACCUCAUCACCGGCAAGCGCGCUCCAGCUGGCCGGCUACCGAGCACACAGUAUCCGGCAGAGUAUGUGAACGAGUUCUCCCAGAUUGACAUGUACCUGCGGCCCAACGGCUCUAACCCCGGCCAGACCUAUAUCUGGUACCGCGGGAAGCCGGUUUAUGAAUUUGGCCACGGCCUCUUCUACACCACCUUCCGCGAGGAGCUAGCCUCCUCUGCCAACCAUGGUAUGCCCGGCAUAUCCGGCUACCACCAGAAGGGGCACUUGAUCUCGCCCGCUGAGGGCAAUACCACGUUUAACAUUCAAGACCUCCUGAGCCAGCCGUAUGCAGGCUACACCGAUGUCGGCCACAAGCCGUUCAUCAACUUCACCGCGCGCAUCACCAAUGACGGCCGCCGCACGUCCGACUAUACGGCGAUGCUUUUCGUUAACACGACGGCGGGGCCGGCCCCGUACCCGAAUAAGUGGCUGAUCGGUUUUGACCGCCUAGGCAACGUGGAACCGCACGAGUCGCAGCUGAUGAACAUUCCGGUGCCUAUCGAGAGCGUCUCGCGGACCGACGAGGAGGGCGACCGCAUCCUGUACCCGGGCCACUAUGAGCUGGCGCUGAACAACGACCGAUCCGUCGUCCUUCCCUUCAGUCUGACGGGCAAUCCAACCAUUGUGUACAAGUGGCCUCGCCAGGAACAGGAGGUCCCUCGUACCUGA